Molecule: messenger RNA, 4746 nt
Organism: Rhinopithecus roxellana (golden snub-nosed monkey)
Lineage: Eukaryota; Metazoa; Chordata; Mammalia; Primates; Cercopithecidae
Gene: BIRC3
Product: baculoviral IAP repeat containing 3
Exons: 9
Coding region: 2861-4675 (604 amino acids)
Biological process (GO): negative regulation of apoptotic process; regulation of cell cycle; positive regulation of protein ubiquitination
Cellular component (GO): nucleus; cytoplasm
Molecular function (GO): ubiquitin protein ligase activity; cysteine-type endopeptidase inhibitor activity involved in apoptotic process
Source: RefSeq, a predicted model, not a curated record
ACUGGGAGGAGUGCGGAACGCCCGCUACGGGUAGGGGUGGGGAUUUGGGUGACGCAUUUAAAAGACAGCGUGAGACUCGCGCCCUCCGCACGGAACAGGCCGGGCAACAGGUGUCGCUUGAAAAGACUGGGCUUGUCCUUGCUGGUGCAUGCGUCGUCGGCCUCUGGGCAGCAGGUUUACAAAGGAGGAAAACAACUUCUUCUAGAUUUUUUUUUUCAGUUUCUUCUAUAAAUCAAAACAUCUCAAAAUGGAGACCUAAAAUCCUUAAAGGGACUUAGUCUAAUCUCGGGAGGUAGUUUUGUGCAUGGGUAAACGAAUUAAGUAGUUAACUGGUGUUUUCCUAUACAAAGAAUGCUAAUUUUAUAAACAUGAUCAAGUUAUAUAAGGUAUAACUAUAAUGAGUUUGGUUUUGAAUUUGAUUUGUGGAAGUAAAGGAGAAGUGAUUCUAGCUGGGGCAUAUUGUUAAAGCAUUAUUUUCAGAGUUGGGCAGGCAAUCUCCUACUGGCAUAUUCUCCCAUUAUGGAGAAUAGAAAUAGUACUUGUGUUUGGGAAAGAUUUUAAAAUGAGUGACAGUUACGUUGAACAAAAAGCUAAUAAUAAAUCCUCUGCAAACCAAAGAAAUAUGCAGAUGAAAGCUUUGACACAUUAAAAUACUUCUACAGUGACAAAGAAAAAUCAAGAACAAAGCUUUUUGACAGGUGCAACAAAUUUAGGGGAAGUAAAAAGAUAAAUGUGAUGAUUGGUCAAGAAAUUAUCCAGUUAUUUACAAGGCCAUUGAUAUUUUAAAAGUCCAAAAGUGUGUUUAAGUGGGCUGUUAUCUCUGAGAAUGAUGAGGAUGAGAGUGAUGGUUGAAGGCUACAUCUUAGGAAAUGAAGAAAUUUAGAAAGAAAAAUGAUAUAAAGACAGUGAUGAAUACAAAGAAGAUUUUUAUGACAAUGUGUAAAAUUUUUGGCCAGGGAAAGGAAUAUUGAAGUUAGAUAUAAUUACUUACCUUUGAGGGAAAUAAUUAUCAGUAAUGAGAUGUGAUGGUUCUCCUGCCACCUGGAAACAAAGCAUUGAAGUCUGCAGUCAAAAAGUCCAACAUCUCUGAGAUCCAGGAAACCAUGCUUGCAAAUCACUGGUGGAAAAAAAAAAAAAAAGCCACAAUGACUUUCUUAUUGGUCAUUGCUAGUAUUAUUGACUCAGAACCUCUUUACUAAUGGCUAGUAAGUCAUAAUUGAGAAAUUCUGAAUUUUGACAAGGUCUCGCUGUUGAAAUGGUAAAUUUAUUUAUUUAUUUUUUGUCACAAUAAAUUCUGGUUCAAGGUAUGCUAUCCAUGAAAUAAUUUCUGACCAAAACUACAUUGAUGCCAUUUGUUUAUCCAUCUUAGCCUAUAGAUGGCAUUUGGUAACUUUUGACUGUUUUAAAAAAUAAAUCCACUAUUAUCAGAGUAGAUUUGAUGUUGGCUUCAGAAACAUAGAGAAAAACAAAAGUUCAAAAAUGUUUUCAGUAGGUGAUAAGUUGAAUAACUCUACAGUGUUAGUUCUUGGAGGGAGACAAAAUUUUUUUUAAAAAAUCUUUGAAAGGUCUUAUUUUACAGCCAUAUCUAAAUUAUCUUAAGAAAUUUUUUAACCAAGGGAAUGAAAUAUAUAUCAUGAUUCUGUUUUUCCAAAAGUAACCUGAAUAGAGCAAUGAAGUUCAGUUUUGUUAUUGGUAGUUUCGGUAGAGUCUCUUUUUGCAGCACCUGUUGUCUACCAUAAUUACAGAGGACAUUUUGGUGUUCUAGCCAAGUAUACUCUGAGAAUAAAAAAAUGUUAACAUUAAGUUACUUCAACAGCAUGAAGCUGAGUCCAAAAGACCAAAUGAACAAACACAUUAAUCUCUGAUGAUUUAUUUUAAAUAGAAUAUUUAAUUGCAUAAGAUCUAAUAGUAUCAUUAUGCUUAAGCAAUUAUAUUCCUGAUGAUCUAUGGGAAAUAACUAUUAUUUAAUAAAUAUUGAAACCAGAUUUUCAGAUGUGUUAGCCAGUCUUGUUAUUAGUAAAGCUCUUUAUUUGGAGAGAAAUUUUAGAUUGUUUUGUUCUCCUUAUUAGAAGGACUGUAGAAAGAAAAAUAUGACUAAUUGGAGAAAAAUUUGGGAUAUACCAUAUUUCAUUGAAUUCAAAAUGUCUUCAAUUGUAAAUCAUACCAUUAUUGUAUGUACCUCUAAGAAAUAAAAGUGCUGCUAAUUAAAAUAUGAUAUGCCAUUAAUUAUAAUGCACUUCUUGAUAACAGAAGUUUUAAAAUAGCCAUCUUAGAAUCAGUGAAAUAUGGUAAUGUAUUCUUUUCUUCCUUUGAGAUAGGUGUUAUGCUUUUUUUCCUGGCUACUAAAUUUCACAAUUUCCAAAAAGCAAAAUAAACAUAUUCUGAAUAUUUUUACUGUGAAACACUUGAGAGCAGAGCUUUCCAUCAUGUAAAGAAGCUUCAUGAGUCACACAUUACAUCUUCGGGUUGAUUGAAUGCCACUGAAACAUUCUAGUAGCCUGGAGAAGUUGACCUGUCUGUGGAGAUGACUGCCAUUAACUGGCAUCCUGAUGGCCUAAUACACUUUACUCUUCUGUGAAGGGUUUUAAUCUUCAGCACAGCUUACUCUGUAGCAUCAUGUUUACAUUGUAUGUAUAAAGAUUAUACAAAGGUGCAAUUGUGUAUUUCUUCCUUAAAAUGUAUCAGUAUAGGAUUUAGAAUCUUUCCAUGUUGAAACUCUAAAUGCAUAGAAAUAAAAAUAAUAAAAAAAUUUUUCAUUUUGGCUUUUCAACCUAGUAUUAAAACUAAUAAAAGCAAAGCCAUGCACAAAACUACCUCCCCAGAGAAAGGCUAGUCCCUUUUCUUCACCAUUCAUUUCAUUAUGAACAUAGUAGAAAAUAGCAUAUUCUUAUCAAAUUUGAUGAAAAGUGCCAACACGUUUGAACUGAAAUACGACUUGUCAUGUGAACUGUACCGAAUGUCUACGUAUUCCACUUUUCCUGCUGGGGUUCCUGUCUCAGAAAGGAGUCUUGCUCGCGCUGGUUUCUAUUACACUGGUGUGAAUGACAAGGUCAAAUGCUUCUGUUGCGGCCUGAUGCUAGAUAACUGGAAAAGAGGAGACAGUCCUGUUGAAAAGCAUAAAAAGUUGUAUCCUAGCUGCAGAUUCGUUCAGAGUCUAAAUUCAGUUAACAACUCAGAAGCUACCUCUCAGCCUACUUUUCCUUCUUCAGUAACAAGUUCCACACAUUCAUUACUUCCGGGUACAGAAAACAGUGGAUAUUUCAGUGGCUCUUAUUCAAGCUUUCCAUCAAAUCCUGUAAACUCCAGAGCAAAUCAAGAUUUUUCUGCCUUGAUGAGAAGUUCCUACCACUGUGCAAUGAAUAAUGAAAAAGCCAGAUUACUUACUUUUCAGACGUGGCCAUUGACUUUUCUGUCGCCAACAGAUCUGGCAAAAGCAGGCUUUUACUACGUUGGACCUGGAGACAGAGUGGCUUGCUUUGCCUGUGGUGGAAAACUGAGCAAUUGGGAACCGAAGGAUAAUGCAAUGUCAGAACACCUGAGACAUUUUCCCAAAUGCCCAUUUAUCGAAAAUCAGCUUCAAGACACUUCGAGAUACACAGUUUCUAAUCUGAGCAUGCAGACACAUGCAGCCCGCUUUAAAACAUUCUUUAACUGGCCCUCUAGUGUUCUAGUUAAUACUGAGCAGCUUGCAAGUGCAGGUUUUUAUUAUGUGGGUAACAGUGAUGAUGUCAAAUGCUUUUGCUGUGAUGGUGGACUCAGGUGUUGGGAAUCUGGAGAUGAUCCAUGGGUGGAACAUGCCAAGUGGUUUCCAAGGUGUGAGUACUUGAUAAGAAUUAAAGGACAGGAGUUCAUCUGUCAAGUUCAAGCCAGUUACCCUCAUCUACUUGAACAGCUGCUAUCUACAUCAGACAGCCCAGAAGAUGAAAAUGCAGAGUCAUCAAUUAUUCAUUUUGAACCUGGAGAAGACCAUUCAGAAGACGCAAUCAUGAUGAAUACUCCUGUGGUUAAUGCUGCCGUGGAAAUGGGCUUUAGUAGAAGCCUGGUAAAACACACAGUUCAGAGAAAAAUCCUAGCAACUGGAGACAAUUAUAGACUCGUCAGUGAUCUUGUGUUAGACUUACUCAAUGCAGAAGAUGAAAUAAGGGAAGAGGAGAGAGAAAGAGCAACUGAGGAAAAAGAAUCAAAUGAUUUAUUAUUAAUCCGGAAGAAUAGAAUGGCACUUUUUCAACAUUUGACUUGUGUAAUUCCAAUCCUGGAUAGUCUACUAACUGCCAGAAUUAUUAAUGAACAAGAACAUGAUGUUAUUAAACAGAAGACACAGACAUCUUUACAAGCAAGAGAACUGAUUGAUACUAUUUUAGUAAAAGGAAAUAUUGCAGCCACUGUAUUCAGAAACUCUCUGCAAGAAGCUGAUGCUGUGUUAUAUGAGCAUUUAUUUGUACAACAGGACAUAAAGUAUAUUCCCACAGAAGAUGUUUCAGAUCUACCAGUGGAAGAACAGUUGCGGAGAUUACAAGAAGAAAGAACAUGUAAAGUGUGUAUGGACAAAGAAGUGUCCAUAGUGUUUAUUCCUUGUGGUCAUCUAGUAGUAUGUAAAGAUUGUGCUCCUUCUUUAAGAAAGUGUCCUAUUUGCAGGAGUACAAUCAAGGGUACAGUUCGUACAUUUCUUUCAUGAAGAGGAACCAAAACUUUGUCUAAACUUUAGAAUUAAUUUAUUAAAUGUAUUAUAACUUUAACUUUUAUCCU